AAGUGAGAUGGGACCCUGCUCCUUUGGCCGACAAAGGAUUUCUUUUGUUGAUAGCCCAACUUGUUCUCUUUCGGCACAUGUGAGACUGAGACUUUAUGAUGCCAAGCCGAGCCAACUAUGAACUAUGUGGACUCGGCUCCAACUUGUGCUGGUUCUGUUCUUUGCCCAACUGUCGUCUUCUGACCGUUUGUGGCUGUCCUAUUCGUCAUUUGAGAGUCUUCUCGUUUACAACAAUUUUAAGAUGCUUCUCUGCCAUAUCACUAGUGGCCCUCACUAGCAACAAUGACAUUAUGACAUCCAACCUCAACCGUCCAUUCCGGUUCGAAGGAGUGAACUUCAAAUGGUGGAAGCAAAAGACGUUGUUCUUUCUUAUUGUCAAGAAAGUUGCCGACAAAUGUACCAGAGAUAAGCCGAUCAUCCCUUUAGAAGAACCAACUGAACAACAGAUAAAAGAAGCUGCUAACUGGGAGGAGAAAGAUUUUUUAUGUAAGAACUUUAUAUUAAAUAGUUUGACUGAUGAUUUUAUGACUAUUACCGCAUAAUGAAGAUAGUGAAGGAGGUAUGGG
Messenger RNA from Benincasa hispida (wax gourd), 566 nucleotides. Lineage: Eukaryota; Viridiplantae; Streptophyta; Magnoliopsida; Cucurbitales; Cucurbitaceae. The record is from RefSeq and is a predicted model, not a curated record.